Messenger RNA from Pogona vitticeps (central bearded dragon), 5170 nucleotides. NCBI's taxonomy places the organism in Eukaryota, Metazoa, Chordata, Lepidosauria, Squamata, Agamidae. The record is from RefSeq and is a predicted model, not a curated record.
GCUUGUUUCCAGAUUGUGUCCAAAAAGGAGGAAGCGCCGCGUCCGGAUCCGGGGUCGCCUGCCUGGCUUAGUGGCAACCCCCGCCGGCCGCUCCUCCUCCUCCGUCCCUUCCCUUCCCUUCCCGGGAGGAAGCCAUGGCGGCGACCGGGGUGCUGCCCUUCAUCCGGGGAGUGGAUCUCAGCGGGAACGAUUUCAAGGGUGGUUAUUUUCCAGAGCAUGUCAAGUCUAUGACCAGCUUGCGAUGGCUGAAGCUGAAUCGGACCGGGUUGUGUUAUCUGCCGGAAGAGCUUUCCUCUCUUCAGAAGCUGGAACAUCUGUCUGUCAGUCACAACAACCUCACCACGCUUCAUGGAGAACUCUCCGGCUUGCCUUGCCUUCGGGCCAUCGUGGCUCGGGCGAACUCGUUGAAAAACUCCGGCGUUCCCGACGAUAUUUUCCAGCUUGAUGAUCUCUCUGUGCUGGAUCUGAGCUACAACCAGCUGACGGAAGUGCCCCGGGAGCUGGAAAACGCCAAGAACAUGCUGGUGCUGAACCUGAAGCAUAACAGCAUCGACGCCAUCCCCAACCAGCUCUUCAUCAACCUGACCGACCUGCUCUACCUGGACCUGAGCGACAACAAGCUCGAGAGCCUGCCGCCCCAGAUGCGGCGCCUGGUGCACCUGCAGACGCUGAUUCUGGAUAACAACCCGCUCUUGCACGCCCAGCUGAGGCAGCUUCCCGCGAUGGUCGCCUUGCAGACGCUCCGCCUCAGAAACACGCAGCGCACGCAGAGCAACCUCCCGACGAGCUUGGACGCGUUGGUGAACUUAUCGGAUGUGGACCUCUCCUGUAACGAUCUGAGCCGGGUCCCCGAGUGCCUCUACACCUUGGCCAACCUGCGGCGCCUCAACUUGAGCAGCAACCAGAUUUCCGAGCUGUCCCUCUGCAUCGACCAGUGGACGCACCUGGAGACCCUCAACCUGUCGCGCAACCAGCUGACCUCCCUGCCUUCGGCCAUCUGCAAGCUGACCAAGAUGAAGAAGCUAUACCUGAACACCAACAAGCUGGAUUUUGAUGGCAUUCCGUCGGGCAUCGGGAAGCUGGCCAGCCUGGAGGAAUUCAUGGCCGCUAACAACAACCUGGAGCUCAUACCUGAGAGCCUGUGCAGGUGUGCGAAACUCAGGAAGCUGGUUUUGAACAAGAACCGCCUGGUCACGUUACCGGAAGCCGUGCACUUCCUCUCGGACAUUGAGAUCCUGGACGUUCGCGAGAACCCCAACCUCGUCAUGCCCCCCAAACCCGUGGACAGGACUUCGGAGUGGUACAACAUUGACUUUUCCCUGCAGAACCAGCUGCGGCUGGCUGGUGCCUCCCCUGCCACGGUGGCGGCAGCUGGGGCAGGGAGCAGCCCGCGGGACCCCCUGGCACGCAAGAUGCGCCUGCGAAGGCGCAAGGACUCUACGCAGGAUGACCAAGCGAAGCAGGUGCUGAAGGGGAUGUCCGACGUGGCUCAGGAGAAGAACAAGAAGAUGGAGGAGAAUGGAGAUCUAAAAUACACGGACCUCAAGACCCGUCGCUGGGACCAGAGUUUGGAGAAGCCGCAGCUGAACUACUCGGAGUUUUUCACGGAAGAUGUGGGGCAGCUUCCUGGCGUCACCGUCUGGCAGAUCGAGAAUUUUGUGCCCACGUUGGUGGACGAGGCCUUCCACGGGAAGUUCUACGAGGCCGACUGUUACAUUGUGCUGAAGACGUGUCUGGACGAUAAUGGUUCCCUGAACUGGGAGAUUUACUACUGGAUCGGGCAGGAGUCGUCACUCGAUAAGAAAGCCUGUGCGGCCAUCCACGCCGUCAACCUGCGCAACUACCUGGGCGCCGAGUGCCGUAGCAUCAGGGAGGAGAUGGGUGACGAGAGUGAGGAGUUCAGCCAGGUGUUCGACCAUGAGAUCUCCUACAUUGAAGGCGGCACCGCCAGCGGCUUCUACACGGUGGAAGAUGUCCAUUACAUCACCAGGCUUUAUCGCGUCUACGGCAAGAAGAACAUAAAACUGGAACCGGUCCCGUUGAAGGCAGCAGCUUUGGACCCCCGCUUCGUCUUCCUCUUGGACCACGGCCUCGAGAUCUACGUUUGGCGGGGGAGCCAGGCCACUCUGAGCGCGACCACCAAAGCCAGGCUUUUUGCAGAGAAGAUCAAUAAGAACGAGCGGAAGGGCAAAGCGGAAAUCUUGCUGCUGAGCCAGACGCAGGAGACGCCCGAGUUCUGGGAAGUGGUCGGAGGGCACCCCGAGGAGAUCAAGAUCAGCGUCCCCGAUGACUUCAAGCCACCCAGGCCGAAACUCUACAAGGUUGGAUUGGGGCUGGGCUACCUGGAGCUCCCCCAAAUCAAUUACCGGCUCUCGGUGGAACACAAGAAAAGGCCGAAGGUGGAUCUGCUGCCAGAGAUGAGGCUGCUUCACAGCCUGCUGGACACGAAGUCGGUCUACAUCCUGGACUGCUGGUCGGACAUUUUCAUCUGGAUCGGCCGGAAGUCGCCCCGCCUGGUGCGGGCGGCGGCCCUGAAGCUGGGCCAAGAACUGUGCAGCAUGCUCCACCGCCCCAAACAUGCCAUGGUUCUCCGGAACCUGGAGGGAACCGAGUGCCAGGUCUUCAAAUCUAAAUUCAAGAAUUGGGACGAUGUGCUGAAGGUGGAUUACACGAGGAACGCAGAGUCGGUCCAGCAGGCCGAGGGCCUCUCCGGGAAAGUCCAGAAGGACGCGGAGAAGAAGGAACAGAUGAAAGCCGACUUGACAGCUCUGUUCCUGCCGCGCCAGCCCCCGAUGCCGCUCGCGGAGGCGGAGCAGUUGAUGGAGGAGUGGAACGAGGACCUGGACGGCAUGGAGGGCUUCGUCCUGGAGGGGAAGAAGUUUGCUCGCCUGCCGGAGGAAGAAUUUGGUCAUUUCUACACCCAGGACUGCUACGUUUUCCUCUGCCGGUACUGGGUCCCCGUGGAAUGUGAAGAGGACGAGGAGAAGAAAGAGAAGAAGGCCCAAGGGGAAGGGGCGGCGGAGGGAGAGGACGAGGAGGCGGAGGAAGACGAGGAGAAGCAGCCGGAGGAAGACUUCCAGUGCGUCGUGUACUUCUGGCAGGGCCGGGAAGCCUCCAACAUGGGCUGGCUAACCUUCACGUUCACCCUCCAGAAGAAAUUCGAGAACCUUUUCCCUGGCAAGCUGGAGGUGGUCCGCAUGACCCAGCAGCAAGAGAACCCCAAGUUCUUGUCUCAUUUCAAGCGAAAAUUCAUCAUCCACAGCGGCAGACGGAAAGCCAAGGAGGACAGUCUCCAACCCAGCCUCUACCACCUUCGGACCAACGGCAGUGCCCUCUGCACUCGAUGCAUCCAGAUCAAUACAGACUCCAGCCUUCUCAACUCUGAGUUCUGCUUCAUCUUAAAGGUUCCCUUUGAGAGCACCGAUAACCAGGGCAUCGUUUAUACCUGGGUGGGCCGGGCUGCUGACCCCGACGAGGCCAAGCUGGCCGAGGACAUCAUGAACCACAUGUUUGAUGACUCCUACAGCAAACAGGUCAUUAACGAGGGAGAAGAGCCAGAAAACUUCUUUUGGGUUGGCAUCGGAGCCCAGAAGCCCUACGACGGAGACGCUGAGUACAUGAAAUACUCCCGACUGUUCAGAUGUUCCAACGAGAAGGGCUAUUUUGCCGUGUCCGAAAAAUGCUCAGACUUCUGCCAGGAUGAUCUGGCUGAUGAUGACAUCAUGUUACUCGACAACGGCCGCGAGGUGUACAUGUGGGUGGGGACACAGACGAGUCAAGUGGAAAUCAAGCUGAGUCUCAAAGCUUGCCAGGUUUACAUCCAACACAUGCGCUCCAAAGAUGCCAGCCGUCCGCGGAAACUCCGCUUGGUCCGGAAAGGGAACGAGCCGCCGGCCUUCACUCGUUGCUUCCACGCUUGGGGCGUCUUCCGGAAACCCCCGGCCUAAGCUGACUCCUCUUUCAGCACCCCUUAAAAUGUCACCCUCUUGCCUCCUUUUAUUUUGUCCAGCCUACGGGACAAAAUGUUAUUUAGAAUAAGCCACUUCUCUUUUAUUCUGGCUGCUGCGGCCCCUGUCUUUUGUAAAAAGGUGAACUCUAUUUUGAUUUUUUCCCCCUCCCUUCUCCAGCACGUUCUUUUCCUUGGUGCAACAAGGCCGGUGUUGCUUGGACCCGCCUGAGAAAGGCGACAGCGUCGUUUUUCACUCCUGCUCCAGCAAAAUUGAAGUGUGGGUGUGCUGUAGGUUUCCUCCCUGUUGGCACCCAGAUUUUGAUAUUUCUAUAAACCACACACACGCACACAUAAAAUAGGGUUCCGGUGCUGCUUCAAGGAGCGCGGGAAGGCCAGGCAGAAGAGAAGAGAAAGGCUGGGUCCCAUUUCAGACAAGACCUAGCAGACGGUUUGUGUGGAUCUUGAUAAUUCUUUGAUACGGAAGGGGGGGUGGAGGAUGGCCAGAUGCAGAAAAGGAAAAGAAAAAAGAGGUUGGGGCUUCUACCUGUUGGGGAGCUGAAUGCAAGAGGUUUCAGCAAGUUACUGUUUUUGUUUUUGUUUUUUGGCAAGCUGUAAGUUGCAAAAUCCCUUCCAAUAUUUAGUAUUUAAGAGCCCUCACCGUUCUCGCACCCAGACCGUUACAUAUUAAGGGGUGACAAAAGUAAAAAGAGUUUGUUGUGGUUUUAAAAAAAAAGUGGCAUUCUGCUGCUAGUCCUCAUGGAGUUUAAAAAGGGUUCCUUAAAGGUAACAUAUUUAAAUAUGAUUGUCAGUGGGGUAGUUUCUCUCCUGGCCCUUCCCUUUUGCCUACGGUGCAUUUCUACUGCUGUUGCUUUAACAGUUGGACUACAAUUACCAGAUUCCCCCAGCUAGUCGGCCACUUUUCCAAGCUCUGCCCCCUUUAAUAAAGGCAGCAAAGGAGAGAACCAAAACGCUGGUGGGUUCGACGUCCAGGCCCUCUGAAAGGUGGUGGUUUCUGUGUCUUUGAGUGAGGCAGGAAUUCCACGCGCCCUGUGACUUCUCUCCCUGCCUCUGUGAUGCAGAAGGUGAGGUGUCAGGACCUCGAAACCGAGACCUGGACAGUUCCUUGCUUGAGGGUCCAUCCGGGGCCCUUCUUGAACCGGGAGUCCCAUCCGCUUUACAAGCGUUUACACCAUAUCAAUAAAGACAGCACUUCACAGAUGA